Morone saxatilis (striped sea-bass) is the source of this 1298-nucleotide messenger RNA. It is a transcript of the gene unga, whose product is annotated as uracil DNA glycosylase a. Gene Ontology annotation, cellular component: nucleus; mitochondrion. Gene Ontology annotation, biological process: base-excision repair, AP site formation via deaminated base removal; base-excision repair. The transcript has 7 exons. NCBI's taxonomy places the organism in Eukaryota, Metazoa, Chordata, Actinopteri, Moronidae. The record is from RefSeq and is a predicted model, not a curated record. Gene Ontology annotation, molecular function: uracil DNA N-glycosylase activity. Bases 129 to 1034 code for a protein of 301 amino acids.
UACUUUGAUCCCGGUGAGUUGGUUUCGGGGUUGGUGUGUUUUUCCCGGGGAGCUCGCCGCGGUUAGUUAACACUAGCUACUUAAAUUAAACGUUAAUUAGUUCACCGACAAACGUGUUUCUCCACAAAAUGAUCGGACAGAAAACUAUUCACUCGUUUUUUACGCCUGUGUCGAAAAAGAGGAUUUCUAAGGAUUUAAAUGAAGCCGAGGAGGAUGCAAAAGACCCGAAGAAGCAGAAGUCCUCGGCGCCGGAGGGAGAUGGUCCGCCGCAGCCGGGCAGCCCUCCUCUGUCCCCGGAUCAACUGGAGAGGAUCGCCCGCAACAAGAGAGCCGCGCUGGAGAGACUCGCUGCGGCACAAACGCCUCCAGGGUUCGGGGAGAGCUGGAGAAACGGACUGUCGGCGGAGUUUGGGAAGCCCUACUUUAAACAGUUGAUGAGUUUCGUUGCCGAUGAGAGGAAACGCCACACCGUGUAUCCACCUGCUGAGCAUGUGUUCACCUGGACGCAGAUGUGUGACAUCCGGGAUGUCAAAGUGGUGAUUCUUGGCCAGGAUCCGUAUCACGGUCCCAACCAAGCUCACGGGUUGUGCUUCAGUGUCAAAAGACCAGUGCCUCCUCCACCCAGUUUGGAGAACAUGUACAAAGAACUGGUCUCGGACAUUGACGGCUUUCAGCACCCAGGACACGGAGACCUGACUGGAUGGACCAAACAAGGUGUGUUGUUGCUCAACGCCGUGUUGACCGUGCGAGCGCACCAGGCAAACUCCCACAAAGACAAAGGCUGGGAGACGUUCACCGACGCCGUGGUGCAGUGGCUCAGCAACAACCUGGAAGGCCUCGUCUUCAUGCUGUGGGGAGCGUAUGCCCAGAAGAAAGGAGCCGCCAUUAACAGAAAACGCCACCACGUCCUGCAGGCUGUGCAUCCCUCUCCGCUGUCCGCCCAUCGAGGGUUUUUUGGGUGCAAGCAUUUCUCAAAGGCCAACGAGCUGCUUCAGAAAUCUGGAAAGUCUCCCAUAAACUGGAAGGCACUUUAAGUUUUGUGUGCUGGUUACCUACAGACCCACCCAUAAGCUCUUCUCCGUUUCCUGUUCUAGCAUCCUGAAUGUGCAGAGAUUCUUUAUGAAAGAGGUCGUGUCGGCUUCACGCUGUACACUGCUGACAGUUGUGAUACAUAUCUUUAUCAUCUGCACUCAUUUUCAACACUGUAAAUAUGUUUGUGUUUAUUUUUUUUUUUAACGUUUUUUUUUUACCUUUUUGUUAUCGAACAUUUGGUUCUAUUAAAGUGGUUCCAAAAAGUG